AUGGCCGAGAAGCCUGAUAUCCUCCUGAUCGACUCUUCCGUGAAGGUGGUCGAUGUGGCACGACGACAAGCACUGGCCGAAAAUUUCAAUCUCAUCUACUACGACUGCGAUUCCACGGCGCAGCUGAUCGAACGCUUGCAGCCCGGGGGCCCCUAUUCGAAGCUGGUGGCCAUCUGUCGCAACGGCUGGCACAAGGCCGGCAAGUUCGCCACCCAGCUGCCCUUUGCGCCCGAGGUCGUGCCACACUUCCCCUCGACGCUGCGCAUCAUCUGCUGCAGCGGCCACGGCCAUGAUGCCGCCGAUAUCCCAGCUCUCACGGCUCGCGGGAUUUGGUAUUGCAACACCCCCGAUGCCUGCACCGAGGCCGUCGCCAAUACGGCUCUUUCCCUGGUCUUGGACUCCUUUCGCUACCUGACAUACGCCCAGUGGUGCGCCCGGUACGAUUGGAACGCCAGCCGGGAGCUGGGACUCCGAGCCGUCGACCCCUGCGGCAAGUCACUGGGCAUCGUGGGCCUGGGCGACAUUGGACUGGCCAUUGCACAAAAAUGUGAAUCGGCCCUGGGCAUGAGGAUUCACUAUCAAGGUCCCCGACGGAAGGAAGAUGCCGAGCGGACUCUCACCAACGGGGCACUGUAUCACUCGACGGUGGAUGACAUGAUCCCCGAGGUCGACUGCAUUGUGCUUGCGGCGCCAUACACGCCAGAAACGCAUCACUUACUCUCGCGAAGGCAAUUCGCACUGGCCCGAAAGGAAGGCUUGAGAGUGGUCAACAUUGCAAGAGGCAAAAUGAUCGACGACGAUGCCCUUCUCGAGGCCCUGGAGAAUGGAUCAGUGGUUGGAGCCGGCCUCGACGUGCACACCAACGAACCGGGAAUCAAUCCCAAGCUGAAGGAGAAUUGGAAGGUCACACUGCUUCCACAUAUCGGCGUUUGCUCUCGCACCAGUUGGCAGAGCUUUGAAAGGAUCAACCUAGAUAAUCUCGAGGCCUUCUUCAAAACAGGAAAGCCCCUGACGCCAGUUAACCAGAUCGAGUCGUAG
Capronia epimyces CBS 606.96 is the source of this 1038-nucleotide messenger RNA. RefSeq lists its product as uncharacterized. Gene Ontology annotation, molecular function: NAD binding; hydroxypyruvate reductase [NAD(P)H] activity; glyoxylate reductase (NADPH) activity. The transcript has a single exon. NCBI's taxonomy places the organism in Eukaryota, Fungi, Ascomycota, Eurotiomycetes, Chaetothyriales, Herpotrichiellaceae. Bases 1 to 1038 code for a protein of 345 amino acids. Gene Ontology annotation, cellular component: cytosol. The record is from RefSeq and is a predicted model, not a curated record.